This is a messenger RNA of Labrus bergylta (ballan wrasse), 3616 nucleotides long. RefSeq names its product transmembrane protein 150A. Gene Ontology annotation, cellular component: plasma membrane. The record is from RefSeq and is a predicted model, not a curated record. Gene Ontology annotation, biological process: protein localization to plasma membrane. NCBI's taxonomy places the organism in Eukaryota, Metazoa, Chordata, Actinopteri, Labriformes, Labridae.
CUAGCAUCAUCUGCUAAGAAAACGGUGUUUUUAAAGGGAAACCAAGGUUGUUGAGGUCUGAGGUGGCUUAGCGGGUUGAAGGUUGCUGCUGGUUGCAGGGCCCUGUGGAGCAGAAGAGCUGUGCCAUUCCCCCUAUUUUUCCCCUUGUGUGUUUCCCUGUGUGUUAGUGACCCCGCACCCCCACCCACCCUCCACCUGACCCCUCCUGUCGUGUUGCCCUUCCUGCCCGAAGCCCCCCUCUCAACCCAUGCUUGGGACAAAGCCAGCUCACUGCCAGCCCAAUGACUGCCUGGAUCGUCCUGCCUGUCAGCCUGUCUGCCUUCUCCAUCACAGGAAUAUGGAUAGUGUACGCCAUGGCUGUGAUGAAUCACCACGUUUGUCCUGUGGAGAACUGGUCUUACAAUGUAACGUGCACAGAGGAGCUGCCCCGACCAGGCUUCCCAAAGACAUGCUGCACCAUCCAGGACAUCCCCCUCAUCAGUAAAUGUGGCUCCUUCCCUCCUGAAAGUUGCCUGUUCAGCCUCAUUGGCAACGUUGGAGCCUUCAUGGUGGUGAUGGUGUGCCUUCUGCGCUACGCCCAGGUCAUCGAACACAGCCAUCGAUGUUGGGUGAACACCAGCGCUCUGGUGUCCGGCUGCACCAACGCUGUGGGUCUGGUCAUGGUGGGAAACUUCCAGGUUGAUCACGCCAAAUCUCUCCAUUACGUUGGUGCUGGGGUGGCAUUUCCAGCAGGGCUGCUGUUUGUGUGCCUGCAGUGUGUGCUCACCUACCGGGUGGCAGUGACCGCCCUUGACUACUGGAUGGCCCACUUCCGAGUUGCUCUGGCACUGGGUGCCAUGAUCUCCCUCGUCCUCAGUGGCAUCUUCUUCAUCCACGAGAGCUUCGUCCUGCAGCACGUCGCUGCCAUCUGCGAGUGGGUCUUCACCGUGGACAUCCUGGUCUUCUACGGCACCUUCACCUACGAGUUCGGCACCGUCACCAGUGAAACCAUAAUGACCUGCUUGCAGCAGAGCCACCACCUCGGCUCGGGGGUCAUCAUCGGCCCCAGGGCGCGGGGCUCGGCGAUGGGCAGUGCGACCAAGGGCCUCAAAUCCCCCGGGGGAAGCAGCACAUCCACACAUCUCAACUGUACCCCUGAGAGCAUAGCCAUGUUGUAGCUCUGCAGCAGCCCCACGUCUCCCUGCAGAGGGGCUUCAGGGGCUUCCCUCGGACGGAGAGACGGCAGAGGCAGCAUGUGGAGAGAGAAAGAAGUUCUUGUAUCUUUAUCCAUCGAACCAACACCAAUCUAUAACACUAUCUUCUAUUUUUAUUCCAAACAUUGGUGAAAGCCCCCUACAGUCAAAGUCACCGUCUCUGCAGCGAUGUUGACAGGAGGGCUGAAUGUGUGGAGCCAGUCUGAGUACUGGAACCAUGAAUGUUUUCCAAGAUGGCUGUUUAUUGGGCAGUUCUUCACUAGAGUAGUUCUUUUAUAAAUGUGCAUCACCAGUAUGCCCACAAAGUCCCCCCCCCCCCCUCCGACACUCUCAUGAUCGACCCGAUGCUUUGUGGCCCACCUGUUCUGGCCUUUUUCAUAUCUCUGCACGGCACACUUUUUGAACGAGAGAAAAACAAUUCAUGUUUCAGUUUGCAUAGUGAGUAGAAAAUAUUGAAUGUUUGAGAAGUGACUAGUCAACAGUUAUGUAUGUAUGUUUGCCAGGCUUUAAGCACAUGGCCUUUUUAUUCAAUUGAGCCCAAAUUAUCCAGAAACAAAUCAUUUCUGCUGGCUGUUUAAUUUGGCUGCACAGACAAAUUACGAUGGUAUUUAACACAAAUAUUUACACGCGUUUCAUGAGCCAUUUUCAUUCUUGAGGUCACAAUCCAUUAUACUGACACAAGAGAGCAGAAAGGCUGCUCAAAAUGUUAUCGACCUGUUCGACUGUAAAAUGCAAACAUCAUCAAGUGCAUCACAAUCACAUUUGAAGUGAGAGUCUGUGAAGUCCUAUCAUGACUUUCUCCAAAAGAUGCUCCUUUGAUUACUGUCUUUUCACAUUUCAUGCUACCUUACCUUCAUUCAUGUCCGGUGCAAUAAUUAACAUCAAUCACCUGAUGAUUCGAGCUCCCUGGGAGGGAAAUAUGCCUUUUUUCAGUGAGUUGGAGUUGAACACAGGGAUUUUGUUUUUUAAGAAGUGACAAAGAUAUUUGAAGUGACCUACAGCUUAUAGAAAAACUCAAAUCUGACAAUAUUACAGACCUUGUGUACACACUGAUUUAAUUCCAGGCUGGACCGCUGGAAGCCUUAUUUGAGUUUUAAGAAUCUUUUUUUGUUAAAUAUAAUGUUACGUGAAGCCUUUUUAGUUGUUUUAGGGGGCGUUUUGUCUGCAGGAGAGACCUGAGAGGUGAAUAUGGUGCCUGUUGAAUUCGUGCCAUAAACCUCAUGGUGUCAGAAAAGUGUUACAGAUACUGCUAAAGGUUUAUUUGAUAAUGAGGUUUUGUUUUUAUUUCCUGUUGCUAUUUUCUCCUGAAGUGAUAACCACAUUUGCAGACUGCCACAAACAAGCACUGCUCAAAGUAAAACUGACAAAUGCCAACACGUUCACGUUACACAGAUUACGCUUCUGUUCAGGUUUGUCUAUUGAACUGUUUGAGAGGUUUGCUUUAUUACCCACAAAUACACUCACAGCGCUCUGUCAUCUGUGUAGUGUUGAUCCAUCUUUGAACAGUCUAACCACUGGAUGCCAGCAAUAUGUGUUUUGAAAAAGGUCACAUCACCUACCUCUUUAUCUUUUGUGGGUCUGAUGUUUUGAGGAUUAAGUUUGAGUUCCAGCACGCUUUCCAUCUUACAAUGGUUUUAAGAAGAGUAUUUCAUGUGUCGGUGUUUCAGCAGUCUUACAAAGAUCUGUUAGUCAGGAGCUGCUGUUAUAAAAGAUGUGUAAUCAUGUUUCAGGUCACUUUUCUUUCCUUUUGUGCAAAUGUUUUAUCUACCUUUUUCUUUCUGGGACUGCAGCAAUUCUGAUCCUGCCAAAAACAAAGAGUGGAAUCCACUGGAGUGUUGUUGGUUUUCUGUCUGUCAGCAGUAGGUGUAUGAAUCCGUAUGAGUGCACUGUUUUAGCCUUAUCCCUUCUCCUGUGACAGGGGAACAGUUCCUUUUUUUGUUUUCUAUGAUUUUUGUGUUCAGCUGUAGCCUAUUUCACCAAACUGUAAUUAUGUCACAAGAAGUGACUACAACCGGCAGCUUGUAUGACCCUCACAUCAGGGUUUGGAUCUAUUCUGUAACGGCAUCUACUUCAUAACACCAUGCUCACAGGCCAAACGUUCAAGGUGUUUUCUUUUUGUUCCGUCAGUAUAUACCACAUAUGGUAUCUCUGUUAGUGGGAGAAAGGCUGCCUGACAUGUACAAGUCUUGAACUCCAGUUACAACACAGAAACAAUUAUGUAUUAGUCUCAUUUCCUGGUUUGAAAAAAAUCUGUAAGAGAAUUGUUACGGAAGAGUCCGAGAAAUCCCCCAAAAACAAGUCCACACAGAUGAUUUUGUUUCCUUUUAUAAAGUCUGUAAAUAUGUAUGAUUUGUCUAUCAUUUAGGUAUUUUCAUUUGACAGAGAUUUAUAUUCAAAUAUGAAAUAAAAAAGAUAAAUUAUUA